Molecule: messenger RNA, 1795 nt
Organism: Aplosporella prunicola CBS 121167
Lineage: Eukaryota; Fungi; Ascomycota; Dothideomycetes; Botryosphaeriales; Aplosporellaceae
Exons: 4
Coding region: 202-1503 (433 amino acids)
Biological process (GO): Golgi organization; endoplasmic reticulum to Golgi vesicle-mediated transport; endoplasmic reticulum organization
Cellular component (GO): COPII-coated ER to Golgi transport vesicle; endoplasmic reticulum membrane; endoplasmic reticulum-Golgi intermediate compartment
Molecular function (GO): D-mannose binding
Source: RefSeq, a predicted model, not a curated record
UAACUGCGUCUUUGCGGCCGCCUUAGCCUGGGCCGUCGUUCAACUGGUCAGAUCGCGCCGCACCGAACACUAGGAGCGCGCACAUAAGAUCUUACGUUGCGAUUCAGCAAACUUCCGUACUGCCGCCUCAACUGCAGCAGCUAGUCGCGCCCAUUCGAAUCUCCAGUCCUGUACAUACCAUCCCUAGCUUGCGCGCGCACCAUGCAAUUACCACAGAGCCUCCGUUACCUGGCAUGGGCGGCCUUCGCCGCAUCCACUGCCCAGGCAAACACCGUUGUCGACGGAUUGAGCUUCGGUCACAAGGAUACCAUUUCCAGCAACCAUAGGGACAUUCCUGGUUGGAGGGUCUCUGGAGAAGGACACGAUCCCCAGAUUUUGAGCGACCGCGUUAUCCUUACUCCUCCGGCCCCGGGCAACAAGCGCGGUGCGUUAUGGGCGAACAGUCCUUUGGACAAGGACGAAUACGUCAUGGACUUUGAGUUCCGAGCUUCGGGACAGGACCGGGGAAACGGAAACCUUCAGAUUUGGCUCACGCAGGGCGGGCAGCCAAGUGGAGGAAUUAGCAGCAUCUACACUGUCGGGCAGUUUGAUGGUCUUGUGCUGAGCAUAGAUCAAUAUGGUGGCCAAGGAGGAAAGGUUCGUGGAUUCUUGAACGAUGGUACCGUCUCCUUCAAGGAUCACCACAGCGUCGACUCCUUGGCUUUCGGCCAGUGCGACUACCGCUACAGGAACCGCGGUGAGGUGUCUCGCAUGAAGGUCACGCAGACCGGAGAGAUAUUCUCCGUGGAAAUGGAUGGCCAGACGUGCUUCACAACCAACCAGGUCAGAGUUCCUGCGGGCUAUUACUUUGGUAUCUCGGCCGCGUCUGCUGAGAACCCGGAUUCUUUUGAGGCCUGGAAGUUUAUUGUUGCUACCCAUGAACUACACGGCCGCGAAGAAGUCCGCUUGAACCCACCUCCGGUAUACGGAGGGGAGGCCAAGGAGCUUCCUGUCUUCAACAACCCGGAAAAGGUUGCGGACGCACCCGCCUCUAACUUCAAGUCGCAGGAGGACCAGUUUAGGGAUCUCCACGACCGCGUCCAAGUCAUUGGCACUCAAGUAGACAACAUCUUCCGCCUCCUUGAUGACAUGCGAAAGAGGCAAGAGGAGCACCAUCACGAAGCAAUGACCCUCAACAAGAACGGGCCGAUCCAUGCGCACGUGGAAAUUGUCGAGAAGGCCGUUGGAAGGAUUGAGGCCGUGAUCGGGAAGAUUGAGGGCGGCGUAUCAGCGGUUCGGAGAGAUCUGGAAGGCAAGGACUACAAGGAGCAUUUGUCCAACUUGCAGUCUGCGCUGAGGGACACGCACGCUGGCAUUACGGACCAUGUAUCGAACAUUGUCACGACCUCGGCCCCGAAGAUGUGGACGUUCGUAUUCCUGGUGGUCAUCUUCCAGGUGGUCAUGUUUGGAGGAUACCUAGUGUACAAGCGCAGGCGGGACAGCGCGCCGAAGAAGUACCUCUGAGGGGUGAAGAAAGAGUGGGUUCGAGUGUUCGACUGGUUCGACGCAUGUGGGGCAUGGAGAAGAAAGAAAAAAAUAAAACAAAAAAGGAAGCUUGUAGGAUAGAUAGUUAUAGUGAGAAAAGAAAGACGUUCCCGAAGCGGAUGCGGGGAUUGUGACGAGUCGAGUAGGUGGUGACAAGCAGCGACACCUUGAAGUCGAGGGGGUUUGGCGUCAUAAUGCCAGCCGUUCGAGUCGUGUGAUUAGUUAAGCGCGUGGUUAUUCGAGCGGCCGACGACGUCGAUUGUUUUUCUGC